AUGAAGCGGCAGUAUCGAAUAGCCGUUUUUGGAGCGGCAGCAUGUGGAAAGACAGCAUUUAUACGACGAUUCGUUUCCGGUGAUUACACUGAAGUCUAUGACCCAACGAUUGAGGACCGACACAAGAAGACGUUGAUGUACAACGGCAAGCCAGCGCAUCUAGAAAUACUCGACACAUCGGGAAAGGACAUCGCCGAAUGUAUCCACAAUUAA
Cooperia oncophora is the source of this 213-nucleotide messenger RNA. NCBI's taxonomy places the organism in Eukaryota, Metazoa, Nematoda, Chromadorea, Rhabditida, Trichostrongylidae. The record is from the annotation of a GenBank genome assembly.